AUGUCACACAGAGGCGGUGACUACUCGCCUGUAUCGUCCGGAAUCGAAAGCGUCUCCCCGUUUCCUCCGCUUGAGGAUUACGACGAUGGCGAAACUCCGACGGCAAUCGACGACAACGAAGAAGAUUAUGCGCUUCAUAUGAAGAUUCCAGUGUCGCGACGAAGUCGUACCGGGACUGCGCAUUCCACAAUAUACACUGGUCCGUUAUCCAGCGAAAACAUGCGCGAGGUGGAAACGAGAACCGCAUCAUCAACAAUCACAGCGCCAAACACGUCAGCGGAAUCGCAGGAUGUCGACGAAUUGGUCAUCUCUCCUACUAUUGGAGUUGAAAGCGGUGGGGCCGGCUUGCACCCGCAGUACUAUGUUGACAACGAGUUUUUGGAUGAGCUUGAAAACGAAUCGAUUGAUUUCGACGGUGAAGAGCUAGAAGAAGACGAUGACGGUGAUGAUGAUGAUGACGAUGACGACGACGAUGACGAGGACGAAAACGAAGAUGAGGAGGCCGAGGAGGGCAAUAGUUUUGGUGGGGGUAUGAAAGAUCACAACAAUAAUACCACCGUGCACCUGCACCGACCUUUCAUGCAUUCGUCGACAUCUCUAUCAGGGCCAAACGCAUUCGCACCGCCGUUCUACAACAGACCUCCCACUCCGCUUCCCCCAUCGCCUUCAUUGACAUCGUUACUGAGGCCUCCAUUUUCCACGACGACAUCACGGCCGACGACGCCAGAUACUUCAGACGGGGAGACACCGAACGACACCGAGGCUGCGGUGGCCAAGUCGGCACGGAUUGCAACGACCGUGCCGCGGGCGAGCCCCAAAGUCCCGACGUAUGAGUACUACGGAUUCGUGUUGUAUUUGACGUCGUCGUUGGCAUUUUUGAUCUAUCUGCUCUGGUCUUACCUUCCGUCGCCCUUCCUCCAUCAACUCGGUAUUUACUACUACCCUAACAGAUGGUGGUCUCUCGCCAUCCCCGCCUGGCUGGUCAUGUUUUUAGUGUAUAUCUAUGUCGCACUCGCGAGCUACAACACCGGGUAUCUCACAUUGCCGAUGACUUCGAUCGAAAAUAUCGUCGAUGAGGUGGCUACGGUUGCUGUGAUUGACAGCAAAAGACGGCGACGACCUGGGGGCAGCGAGAAAAUGAAACCAGGCUCGGUGACAAGCCAGACAAUGUCUGCCAUGCAUAACCGGCGCAUCCACGGACAUUACGCAUCUGGUAGCAAUAGCAGCGCUGGAGGUGACAGAGGCGGUGGGUCAUCCUGGAAAGAGCUGUGGUCUGAGAGCAGCGACGCGGUUAUGGACAUACCUGUGGGCGGGGUGUGCGAGGUGUUGUACGGUAGAGAUCGAGAAUUGGACCCGGAGUUGGUCGACGUGGAAGAAGAGGACGACGACGACUCGCAUUACAGUCGCUACAAGACGAUUGCGAGUCCUACGUUUCUGUCUUAUGAGGACGACGCUGCGGCGCGUCCGAGCUACCGGCCUGGCAGUUCUGGUGCGUACUCGUCGUAUAGCAGCGGACGACCGUGGUGA
Messenger RNA from Talaromyces rugulosus, 1527 nucleotides. RefSeq lists its product as uncharacterized. Lineage: Eukaryota; Fungi; Ascomycota; Eurotiomycetes; Eurotiales; Trichocomaceae. The record is from RefSeq and is a predicted model, not a curated record. The transcript has 2 exons. The coding region runs from base 1 to 1527 and encodes 508 amino acids.